CGUGCAGCGAGCUCGCGACUCCGCCGGCUUCCGGUGGGGGCUGCCCGCGCGUGCGCGCCGGGCCCCUGGCUGGUUCUCUGCCGUGACCGGCGCUUGGUAUUGGCGGGCGGUUGGCGUCUCCUGUGUCUGCAGCUGGCGGCGGGCUUUUCAAAUUCCUUUGGGGAGAGUGGCGACGGCGCGACCGUUGGCGUCGGCGAUGGAGGGGAGGACGCAGUGGGGGCGCGCGCUCGGCCGGGCCGGGCUUUCGGCCCCGCAGGACUGCAGCCUUCAAGAGAAAAUAGACUUAGAAAUUCGAAUUCGAGAAGGAAUAUGGAAACUCCUUUCCCUGAGCACUCAGAAAGACCAGGUUUUACGUGCAGUUAAGAAUCUCAUGGUGUGCAAUGCUCGAAUAAUGGCUUAUACCUCUGAGCUACAGAAAUUAGGAGAGCAGAUUGCAAAUCCAGCUGGACAAUGUGACGUGCAUUUUGAAAGUAAAGAACGAACGGCCUGUAAAGGAAAGCUGGCCAUAUCAGAUAUUCGAAUACCACUAAUGUGGAAAGACUCAGAUCACUUCAACAACAAAGAACAAUCAGAGCGCUAUGCCAUUUUCUGUUUGUUCAAAAUGGGAGCUGAAGUUUUUGAUACUGAUGUGCUGAUCGUGGAUAAAACAAUUACAGAUAUAUGUUUUGAAAAUAUAACGAUAUUUAAUGAAGCCAGCCCAGACUUUAAAAUAAAGGUAGAAGUAUAUAGUUGCUGUACAGAAGAAUCUUCCAUAACCAACACACCAAAGAAGCUAGCUAAGAAACUGAAGACAUCCAUAAGUAAAGCUGCAGGAAAGAAAAUAGCCUCAGCACUUCAAGGCGAGAAUCAUGAAACGUGCUUGUUCUUCAGUUCUUCCCUUUUUGGUGUAAAGUAUCAUUUGCUGGCUUAUACUACCCUAACCUUGGAAAAUGCUGAGGAUAGCUUCAAGACUCAUAAUCUGCUUAUUAAUGGAAAUGAGGAGUCUUCAUUUUGGCUUCCCUUGUAUGGCAACAUGUGCUGCCGGCUAGUUGCCCAGCCUGCUUGCAUGGCUGAGGAUGCCUUUGCAGGAUUUCUUAAUCAGCAGCAAGUGAUAGAAGAUCUAAGUGUUUGGAGAAGGCUGUAUUGUGUUUUGAGAGGGGGUAAACUAUAUUGCUUUUAUAGUCCAGAAGAGAUUGAAGCUAAAGAGGAACCAACCUUGGUAGUGCCCAUUCAUAAGGAAACCAGAAUUCGGGCAAUGGACAAAGAUGACAAAAACAGGGUCCAUAACUUCUCCGUCAUUAACCCUCUGGCUGGACAAGCCGUGACUCAUAUCUUUGCAGUUGACAGUAGAACAGACCUUCACAAGUGGAUGGAAGCGUUCUGGCAACAUUUCUUUGACCUUAGCCAAUGGAAGCAUUGUUGUGAAGAACUUAUGAAAAUUGAGAUUCUGUCACCACGGAAACCACCUUUGUUCUUGACAAAAGAAGCAACCUCAGUCUACCAUGAUAUGAGCAUUGAUUCACCUGUGAAACUUGAAAGUUUAACUGACAUAAUUCAAAAAAAAAUUGAAGAAACAAAUGGGCAGUUCCUACUCAGUCAGGAUGAAGAGGUCUCCCCACCUCCUUGGGCAUCAAUAUUUGAUGGCAGUCACAAGAUGAAUGUCCAGAAAAAGGUGUUGUCUCCUGCGGUCAAGCAGUUAAAUGACGAGAAAAGGAAAAAGAGACGCGCUCCCCUCCCUCCUCCUGACAAACCUCCAUUCAGCUUGAACACGCAGAGCAGCGCAGAUCAGCCGGCUGAGGACGACAGGGGCGGUGCAGGUCCAUCCCAGGCCUGGCCUCUGGACGGCAGCCCAGCAGCCCGGCAACAGGCCUUACAGAAACCGGUUGCCGCUCCUCGAAAACUUCUGCCUGCCAGGAAAAAUAGUUCCUCUGACGGUGUGCACACAGGCACUCAAACCAGUUUUGAAACUAAGCCAGUGCCAGCCCCAAGGCAGAGAUCCAUCAGAGGCGUUUUGGACCCCAGGUCGUGGUUGCAGGCCCCAGGGUAGGAAGCCCUCGCAGUGCACAGCCCUGAGCAGGUGCUGCUGGGAGGCUAAUUCAGAGGCCUGGGACGGUGUAAUGUGUGGAGCUCUUUAGGUAAAUGCGGUAGCAACUUGCAUAAAGAAUAAGCUGUUAGGUACAGAAAAAAAUUGUGUAAUGAAAUAGAUUUUAAUUUCUAUUAGGGUGUAAGUGAUUUUCCCCAUAGAGUAUAAGAGGCAGUUUCUAGACAAUAUCCUAAUUGUUGGAAGGGUUAAUUUAUUCCUAAACUAGUACCAAGCAGUGAAUGAGCACUAAACAGAAGAAACCAUUAACAUUACUUUCGGGGAGAGACUGUCUAGUAAUUUAAAAUGUGUUACAUGUGAGCCAUAUUCUCAUUGUGAGAAUGUAAAUACUAAUGGAAUGUUUCAAAGCUUUUAUUCAAGCCACAAAUCAUAGAAUCCACCCAAGAAAACUUUCUUCUUAGCGUUCUGGAAUUCUCAUCUGACAGCUCACUGGCUGUCCUCUAUUGUUUAACUUACCAGUUUAUGGGCUUGACCUUUUAGAUUCCUGGGACAAAUUUUGAAAUAUUAAACUGUGUUUUCAAGAGAA
This is a messenger RNA of Octodon degus (degu), 2606 nucleotides long. It is a transcript of the gene Rtkn2, whose product is annotated as rhotekin 2. Gene Ontology annotation, biological process: signal transduction; hemopoiesis; positive regulation of cell population proliferation. The transcript is spliced from 12 exons. NCBI's taxonomy places the organism in Eukaryota, Metazoa, Chordata, Mammalia, Rodentia, Octodontidae. The coding region runs from base 197 to 2026 and encodes 609 amino acids. The record is from RefSeq and is a predicted model, not a curated record.